UGGAUGCUAGUUCUGACAUAUGAAUAAUGAGCCAGAGACAGAGGGCAGAGAGGAGGAGGGAAUGAAAGGGGAGGAAAAAUGGCGGCGAGGAGAGUAGACCGAGGCAAAAUGCUGUUAGACCAGCUAACGGGCUGGGAGCAGCCCUCCUGGGAAGCAGAGAAGACAGAGACUGAAGGGAGGGAGCCAGGAUCAGAAAGUCUUCCAGGCAUGAAUUCAUGGCAUCUCCUGCCGUUCUUGUUUGCCAUUCAAGAGAUCAACCAGAAUCCGAGACUCUUACCCAACAUCACUCUCGGCUACAAUAUCUAUGAGAACUAUUUCAGUGCAAAAAUGACCUUUGAUGCCAUGUUAGACUUCUUGUCUCCUGGGCAGAAGGAUAUUGCCAACUACAUUUGUGAAAGAAAGAAUAACUUGGUGGCUGUGAUUGCAGGGGCUGAAUCUGAAAUCUCUAACCAGAUGUUGAGCAUGCUGGGCAUCUACAAAAUCCCAUUGAUGCAGACCAUUGCAACAAGUGUCCAGAAGAUCAGUAUCCAAACAAGGAGCAUGAUCAAUGUGUUCCCAAAGUCGUCACUUUCUUAUCCUACGAAAAACCUUUGGGGAUCACCAUAGCUUGCCUUGCACUGUUCUUGUCAUUAUGCACAGCAAUUGUUUUAGGAAUCUUCAUUAAAUAUUUAGACACUCCAGUCGUCAAAGCCAACAACCGUGACCUCUCCUACAUGCUCCUGGUCUCCCUCCUGCUCUCCUUUUGGUCCUCCUUUCUGUUCAUUGGUCAGCCCCGGAAGGUGACCU
Molecule: messenger RNA, 786 nt
Organism: Hemicordylus capensis (graceful crag lizard)
Lineage: Eukaryota; Metazoa; Chordata; Lepidosauria; Squamata; Cordylidae
Product: extracellular calcium-sensing receptor-like
Exons: 3
Coding region: 79-606 (175 amino acids)
Biological process (GO): G protein-coupled receptor signaling pathway
Cellular component (GO): membrane
Molecular function (GO): G protein-coupled receptor activity
Source: RefSeq, a predicted model, not a curated record